GUACUAGCACCUAAUGUACAUGCACCUACCGGGUAAUAUCAUAGUUGCAAGUGAAGCGGUUACGGUGUUUUCCUGCAUCCAUAAAGCAAAACGUUCAAAGUUCAAAAAUCAAGCCUGUUGCUAUUAAAGUCUACGAUAACCUGAUGUGUACGGUCUAUUUGAGCACAAUAUGAGCAUCAAUGCAGUAUUAAUGUCAGACUAGAUAAAUAGACGCACCAACAUCAUCUAACAAUGGAUGUAGAUAAAACAGUGGAGGCCAUUUUCGAUUUGUACCAACGCUUUGGUGCAAAUGAUUAUAUUGGUGAGCCAGUAUCACAGACUGAGCACAUGGUGCAGUGUGCAAUGCUGGCUGAACGUGAAGGUGAACCCACAGAGGUAAUUCUCGGGGCCCUGUUUCACGACAUCGGGCACCUCGUUGGAAUGCAAGAAAACGCCGGUAACAUGGAGACAGAUGGAACUGUUCUAGGUAUCAGAGGCCAUGAAGAUGUCGGCCAGCAGUUCCUCGAACAACUUCAAAUUCCACGUAGUGUUAGUGUCUUCGCUAAGGGGCACGUUGAUGCCAAACGGUAUCUCGUGUAUAAAGAUCCUGGAUACUACGACAGACUCUCAGAGGCCAGUAAGAUGACCCUUGUCCACCAAGGAGGACCAAUGACGGCAGAAGAGGCAAGGGCAUUCGAAGAUGAGCCACAACUUGAGGCAAUUCUUAAGAUGAGAACAUGGGAUGAAAGAGCAAAAGAUCCAUCAGCUGAAAUUCACCCACUGGAAAGGUACCAGCAAAUGUGCAAAGAGUUGCUGUUGUCCAAUGCAGGUUGAAUGUAUAAUGCCUUUGUAUCUAACAGUAAUCAUGAACCUCAAACUUCGAUUGUAAUGGCUCCUUGUUCUACAUCUCAACAAAUCAAGAAUGUAUUGGUGCGACGAAGCAGAAAGCCCCUUCCCACUACUUAUGUUCUAGAAUAUUAGUGGCAUGUUAUUAUCGUGGCCGAGAUGCCAAUAAUUAUUGUUAAUAAACACUUGUGGACUGGGAGAAUUUAGUAUAAAACAAAACUAUAACAAAUUAUUUAAUUACACAUUUUGAUAAAAGUUUUGAUAUAAAGGUUAUUUUACAUGAAUACCUUGCAUGUAUUGCCAUUACUGUCAGCAAUGGAGUUUUAUGUAAAUAAACAAAGAAUGAUUAUUCAAACCAGAUAGUUUUGGCGGUCCUAUUGGUUGAAAGGUGGUCAUAAGACCAUGUCUAAAAUGGUUGAUAACGACAUAGCUGAAGCUGUUCAAGACCAGGGCCCUUUUUCAAAAAGCUGCUAAGCACUAAACACUGAUCUGCCAAUUACUUUUUUCAACAAAAAAAUACUUUGGAUUGGAACCAGUGUAUAUGUAAACUUCAUGUAUUGUUUUGCUGGUAAACCUGUCUAAGCAAGAUAUUUGUGUGCGCAUUAUGUUUAUGUGCUUACAAGCUUUAUGACAUAGCUGAAGCUUAUCAAGGUCAGGGCCCUUUUUCAAAAAGCUGCUUAGCAGAAAACACUGAUUUGCCAACCACUUUGAUGAACAAAAAACUACUUUGGAACCAGUAGCAACUAUGUACACUUCAUCAUUUGUUUUGCAGGUAAACCUGUCUUAGCUAAGCAAGAUAUUUUUGUGCUCAGCAAGUUUAUGUGCUCACAAACUCCUAGUCUGUCUGAAAUUUUGGGAAGUCACAAAUACACAAAGGAAUUGACUAGUACACGUACAGUUUUCCUUUAUUUUUAAAACUUUAU
Messenger RNA from Asterias rubens (European starfish), 1748 nucleotides. RefSeq names its product 2-amino-1-hydroxyethylphosphonate dioxygenase (glycine-forming)-like. Lineage: Eukaryota; Metazoa; Echinodermata; Asteroidea; Forcipulatida; Asteriidae. The transcript has 3 exons. Bases 232 to 813 code for a protein of 193 amino acids. The record is from RefSeq and is a predicted model, not a curated record.